This is a messenger RNA of Kogia breviceps (pygmy sperm whale), 4138 nucleotides long. It is a transcript of the gene ZBTB5, whose product is annotated as zinc finger and BTB domain containing 5. Gene Ontology annotation, cellular component: nucleus. Gene Ontology annotation, biological process: regulation of transcription by RNA polymerase II. The record is from RefSeq and is a predicted model, not a curated record. Lineage: Eukaryota; Metazoa; Chordata; Mammalia; Artiodactyla; Physeteridae. Gene Ontology annotation, molecular function: DNA-binding transcription repressor activity, RNA polymerase II-specific; protein binding.
UUGUCUCCGGAGCCACGCAGAGCUCCCGACAGCUCCCGCGCGGAAGGCCCCUUACGGACUUCCUUGUCUCCUCUUCACCUGGGGAAGGUGGGCUUCUUUCUGCCGUUGGAGGCGCCGGGGCCGGUGUACCUAAGGGUUCAGGCUCUCCGUCCGAGCGUGCACCUGGGAGCCCGGGAGUCGCACGGACCUUGCUCUUUUCUGACAUUGUCCCACCUAAGUCCGCGACUCUUCCACGUUUCCAAUUCUGUUCAUUGGAAGACUGGUCCUGGAGACCGCACGCUUAUUUGACCUGCGGCACGGAAUGCGGAGCGAAGUGCCAGACUUCUCAGGCCCCAGCCCUUGGAGACACCGCCACCGGGACUGGACGUGGAGCGGUGUCGGACCCAACUGCCGUCAGAUGGAUGGCAUUUUCGGUUCAGCGUCUUUAGCCUGGAUUUUGACUUAAUUCAACCUAAACAGCGUCUUGGAAUUUUAUUUUUUUCCAAAGCCUACGAGGUGCGUACUCAACCUCGGAUCCGGCGACUGUGUGGGUCCCGCGAAGGGAAUUCGCAUUGGAGAGGGAGCCCGGUGUCACCUAAAGAGGGAGCCGGGCGCCGUGAGGGUGGGGAAAUCCUUCAGGUCCAGCCAGCGGUGGGACACACUACCUCGCGGGCUCGCCUCACACCUGGCUCAGACCUUAGGCAGUCGUAGCUGUGACUGGCGGACUGAGGCGGAAAACCCGCUGGCCUCCACCACGGCGGGUCUGGAUUGGCUUCGGACACAGUCGCUUUUCUGUAGUCCAAACCUAGAGCCGCUUAGUGAUAAAUCCCGCCUUAAAAGGCGUUUGAUAACAGUUUUACGUCUUGUAAGGCAUACGGUGAUUGGUUGCAGGGCUCACGGAUUCGCUCGGUAGUAAACACAGCAAGGCUCCUGGGACCGCGGAUUGGUCAGUGUUCCCGGGGCCGAGUAAAUUCCGCCGGAUUCCGCGCGCCGGCUGGCGGCACAUCUACCCUGGCCCCGCCCCUUCCGCUUCUGAUUGGUUGUAGCGCGCCCGGAGGGGAGGAGGAAAGCCGCGGAGUAGGCGAUCUCGUGUUGCGUCACUUCCGUUUACUGUGGGCAGCUGCCGCGGUAUUUUGAGUGCGGCGGCGAACGGGCUGAAGGAGCAGGGGGACGAGAGGCGGGGUGGGCGGAAGGGGGAGGAAAUCCCAUCACGGGCGCCAGCCUGGACGUUCCCGCCUCCUCCAACACUGUCGGGUCCGAUCGGAGAAGGGUCACCGCCUCCUCCAGCGAGAAGGGGGGCGGAGUCCAGCUCAGGAUCAUGGAUUUUCCUGGGCACUUUGAACAGAUCUUCCAGCAGCUGAACUACCAGAGACUUCAUGGCCAGCUCUGUGAUUGUGUCAUUGUAGUGGGGAACAGACAUUUCAAAGCCCACCGCUCAGUACUAGCAGCAUGCAGUACACAUUUCCGAGCCCUGUUCUCUGUGGCAGAGGGAGAUCAGACCAUGAACAUGAUCCAGUUGGAUAGCGAGGUAGUGACAGCAGAGGCCUUUGCCGCACUGAUUGACAUGAUGUAUACCUCCACCCUCAUGCUGGGGGAGAGCAACGUUAUGGAUGUCUUAUUGGCAGCCUCUCACCUGCACUUGAACUCUGUUGUUAAGGCAUGUAAACAUUACCUAACGACAAGGACGCUGCCCAUGUCUCCCCCCAGUGAGCGUGUUCAGGAGCAGAGUGCCCGCAUGCAGCGCUCCUUUAUGCUGCAGCAGCUGGGACUGAGCAUCGUGAGCUCAGCCCUCAAUUCCAGCCAGAGUGGUGAGGAGCAGCCGGCCCCCAUGAGCUCCUCGAUGCGCAGUAACCUGGACCAGCGGACACCCUUCCCCAUGAGACGGCUGCAUAAGCGCAAGCAGUCUGCAGAGGAGCGGGCCAGACAGCGGCUCCGACCCGCCCUGGAUGAGUCUGCCAUCUCCGACGUUACGCCAGAGAAUGGGCCGGGGGUUCAUUCUCGGGAGGAGUUCUUUUCACCAGAUUCUCUGAAGAUCGUGGAUAACCCUAAAGCUGACGGGAUGACCGACACCCAGGACGACAGUGCCAUCAUGUUUGACCGGCCCUUUGGUGCUCAAGAAGAUGCCCAGGUGCCCAGCCAGUCCGACAACAGCGCCGGCAACGUGACCCAGCUCUCCAUGGCCUCCCGCGCCACUCAGGUCGAGGCUAGUUUUGAGCAGGAAGCCACAACUGAGAAAAGUGGUUUUCAGUGCGAAAACCCUGAGGCUGGCCUUAGUGAGAAGGAGCACAUGAGAGUGGUGGUUAAAUCUGAGCCCCUGAGCUCUCCUGAGCCUCAGGAUGAAGUGAGCGACGUGACCUCCCAAGCAGAAGGCAGCGAAUCGGUGGAGGUAGAGGGAGUGGUGGUCAGUGCCGAGAAGAUAGACCUCAGCCCCGAGAGCAGCGACCGGAGUUUUUCAGAUCCCCAGUCUAGCACUGACCGGGUAGGAGACAUCCAUAUUUUGGAAGUCACAAAUAACCUAGAACAUAAAUCCACUUUUAGCAUAUCAAAUUUUCUUAACAAGAGCAGAGGAAGUAACUUUAGUGCAAAUCAGAACAAUGAUGAUAAUAUCCCAAACACCACUAGUGACUGCAGGCUGGAGGGGGAGGCCCCUUAUUUGUUGAGUCCAGAGGCUGGGCCUGCAGGCGGGCCCUCCUCAGCCCCUGGCUCUCACGUGGAGAACCCGUUCAGCGAGCCCACAGAUGCCCACUUCGUCAGGCCUAUGCAGGAAGUGAUGGGCCUGCCAUGUGUGCAGACCUCAGGCUACCAAGGAGGAGAACAGUUUGGGAUGGAUUUUUCCAGGUCUGGUUUGGGGUUGCAUUCCUCCUUCUCCAGGGUAAUGAUGGGCUCCCCUAGAGGUGGAGCCAGUAACUUUCCAUACUACCGCCGCAUAGCUCCCAAAAUGCCAGUGGUAACAUCAGUCAGGAGCUCACAGAUCCCAGAGAACUCUGCCAGUUCCCAGCUAAUGAUGAACGCAGCCACAUCCUCAUUUGAAAAUGGCCACCCUUCGCAGCCCGGCCCCCCGCAGUUGACGAGGGCAUCUGCUGACGUCCUGUCAAAGUGCAAGAAGGCCUUAUCGGAGCACAACGUCUUAGUCGUAGAGGGGGCUCGCAAGUAUGCCUGCAAAAUCUGCUGCAAGACUUUCCUGACCUUGACAGAUUGCAAGAAGCACAUCCGUGUUCACACAGAUUUCGGGGGCUGGUCCAGCCUGACACAUCUCACCCAACGACAAACCCGUUGUCUGCUUCACUUCUUCACACUCAUGCCACAUAUGGCUUCUUUCCCGGGCCUAGAUUACUGUUUUCAGCAGAUGUCGGGGAGACGGCUGGAGGCUGUGGGACACCUGUGAGGUUCAGCUGUGUGUGGCGAAUUGUUAGCAGUCAUGCUCUGACUUGAUGUGAGGAGGCUCCACAUCCACCCCUCUGUGGGGACCAGUGACUCGUGAGAUUAACCCUGGGAGGCAGGUGGGUCAACGUGGAGAACGAGAGACACCCUGCCUGGCUUGGGAAGAGGAAUCGGUGGCACCAGGAGAGCAGUGGCAGCCCUCCUCCCCUUCCACCUUGAGGAGGAGGUGCCAGGAAGCCGCCCCCUCACCUGAGCUCCAGCCUAAACGGACUUGCUUCAGGGCCUAUCUCUUGACACAGCGGCUGGAGCCCUGCCUCUCCACUGCUAAGUGGAAUCUGGAAUCUCUCAUCUACCUCUUAGUCAAUCAGUUCCUACAUGUGAGAAGCAAGCCUGUGAGCCAGUGUUCUCGUACAUGCUGUAACACUUAAAAAAUAAUUCAGAGGUUCCCUGGAAAACCAGUCCCAGGGUUCCUACAAAUUGGUAGUUUCUACCUAAAUUUUAACCGGUAUUGGGUACCUGGAUUUGAUUGGUUAGCCUUAAUUAUAGCUUGGCAUAAUCAUAUCUGGUGACCAAAUCAUAAAGUUCUAUCGGGGCACCUGUGUCAGUGGUGCUAUGCUGGUCAAAAUUUGAGACUUUGAAAUAAAAAAUUUGUCAUAUUCUUGCCUCUAACUAAUUAUGUGUUCUUUUUCUUCGCCUUAGGUUAUUAAGGUUGAAAUAAAAAAGUGAAGUAGUAUUGCUUUCUCUGCUAACCCUGCUGUGACCAGUAGUUUUUUUUAAA